Messenger RNA from Lactuca virosa, 309 nucleotides. The record is from the annotation of a GenBank genome assembly. NCBI's taxonomy places the organism in Eukaryota, Viridiplantae, Streptophyta, Magnoliopsida, Asterales, Asteraceae.
AUGUAUUCUUCAAGCAUUUCACUCUCAGACUCUCCUUCAACCACUCAAACAUCUUCCUCUAUACAUUCUCAUUUGCAGGUCUCACCUAAAAUAUGUAACACCUUACUUCGUGCCUUUCUGCAGCUUGUGAGAGGAGAGUUCAUUGUACUCCCCACAUCUUCCCCUGAUGAAUUUACCGUUAGACUGCAAUCCAUGGCUCCUGAAAUAAACGAUGCGCUCCGUGCAAUCGCGGCUGACCCAACCGAGGGUUUGAUGUGGGGGCAUUCUGUCAUUGCCAAAAGUUCUACCCUUACUACUAUUGUUGUUUAA